Rana temporaria (common frog) is the source of this 1497-nucleotide messenger RNA. RefSeq names its product gastrula zinc finger protein XlCGF8.2DB-like. Gene Ontology annotation, cellular component: nucleus. Gene Ontology annotation, molecular function: DNA-binding transcription factor activity, RNA polymerase II-specific; RNA polymerase II cis-regulatory region sequence-specific DNA binding. Bases 277 to 1350 code for a protein of 357 amino acids. The record is from RefSeq and is a predicted model, not a curated record. The transcript has 3 exons. Gene Ontology annotation, biological process: central nervous system development; regulation of transcription by RNA polymerase II. NCBI's taxonomy places the organism in Eukaryota, Metazoa, Chordata, Amphibia, Anura, Ranidae.
CUCUGGUCUCAAAUUAGCCUUUUUGUAGAUCAGAUGCCGACUCUUUGUUGCACAGAUAUCUUCCAGAUCAGUAAUGCUCCAUCAUUCCAGGCAGGGUAUACUCAGAAACCAAUCAGAAGCCAGCACACGCUAGUGAAUGGAGAUGAAUUAAAGGAGAGAGAGCUUGGGUAGUUUGAAAAAUUGCUUUGCCAGGGAGAUACUGAGGGAUCCCUAUACUACUCCAUUGCAGGAGGUCCGAAAAGUGCAUUACUCUCAGCUGUUUUUUAGCAGCACGCGAUGACCAACAAAGGAGAUAUGUGCUUUCAACAUGAGGACGUUUUCAAUUUUAAGUCAGAUCACACAGUUCCACAGAUGAUUCAUACUGAAGAGAAAGCGCGUUCAUGGUUUGAAUGGGAAGCAUGCCUCAAAAAAAAUCAAAGUGUUACUGGACACCAGAGGAUGCAAACAGAAGAGAAGCCAUUUAAAUGUCCAGAAUGUGACAAGUGUUUUGCAAAAAAGUUAUUUCUUAUUAAUCACCAGAGGAGACACGCAGGGGAGAAGCCAUUUAAAUGUUUAGAAUGUGACAAAUGCUAUUCACGAAGGACGGCUCUUAUUCUACACCAGAGGAUUCACACCGGAGAGAAGCCAUUUAUAUGUUCAGAAUGUGACAGGAGCUUUACAAAACAGGCAGAACUUACUGAACACCAGAGGAUUCACACAGGAGAAAAGACCUUUAGAUGUUCAACCUGUGGCAAGUGCUUCACUCACAAGGGAGAUUUUACUAAACACCAGAGGACUCACACAGGAGAGAAGCCAUAUGGAUGCUCAGAAUGUGGUCUGUACUUUGCGCAAAGGCACAAUCUUACUGUACACCAGAGGAUUCACACAGGAGAGGAGCCAUAUACAUGUUCAGAAUGUGGCCUUUCCUUUGCUAGAAAGAUGCAUCUUGCAACCCAUAAGAAGACUCACAGAGGAGAGGACCCAUUUAAAUGUUCAGAAUGUGACCGGGGCUUUAUAGAAAAGUCAAAUCUCAUUCGACAUCAGAAAAUUCACAAAGUAAAGAAACCAUUUAAAUGUUCUACAUGUGAUAAAUGCUUUACAGACAAGAAAGAUCUUAUUAAACAUCAGACGAUGCACACAGCCGAGAAGCCAUUCGGAUACUUUGAACAAGAAAACCAGGUCCGCUCAUUAGAUCAGGCCUCCCUCCCAUCAUAUGAUGGCUGUAGUAUAACACACCCGCGGGGGGGAAACUGUACUUGCCUUACCUCUGGCUUCUGCACUGAACAGGAUUGCAUCACAACUCUUGCAGCGAGAUCCUUGGAAAUGCUGAAUAACCCAAAUAUUGGAAGUCUAUCCAGUAUGUUUUUAUGAGAUUUGUAAUUUUUUUAAUUCGCAGACCCUAGACAGCAGGGUCGUGAUGUGACCCUCCUCUAGACUACGUUUAAAAUCCUUAAAGCGGGAGUUCACCCGAAAAUUUUUUUUGAACAUUAGAUUCAUGCUCAUUUUGUCUAGGGGAAU